Messenger RNA from Penicillium alfredii, 882 nucleotides. RefSeq lists its product as uncharacterized. NCBI's taxonomy places the organism in Eukaryota, Fungi, Ascomycota, Eurotiomycetes, Eurotiales, Aspergillaceae. The record is from RefSeq and is a predicted model, not a curated record. Gene Ontology annotation, molecular function: oxidoreductase activity. Bases 1 to 882 code for a protein of 293 amino acids. The transcript has 2 exons.
AUGGAGAAACCACGGGAAACCACUCAAGGAGAUUCUAACUUGAGAGAGUCCCCAAAUUUAGUCAAGCAUGUGGAUACGGAACUCAUUUUCUGGAGACGACCAGAAAACCAGUGCAUGGUGAUCGACUUCACCUCCAGCAAACCCGAGGAGUGCAUGGCCGCGGCAGCAAAGAUGGAUGAGAAACGUCCCGUGCGCAUCCACGAUAUCCGCGGGCAAGAGUCUCAGUUCUCACUUGAAGAGAAUGGCUUCGAAUAUGUGCAGCAUGACAUCCCGGCCAUGGACAAGAUCUCUGAGUCAGGAUAUGCUGACAAGGUCAUCAUCCCCAAGACAGAAGAACUGGUUCAAAGAAUUACCGGCGCCACGAGGACGAUUACAUUCGCCCACCGAGUGCGAUGUCUCGCAACCGACAACGCCCUGCUAGCCAACAACCGCGCGCCCGCGCACAGCGUGCAUUCCGAUUUUACAGCGACCGGCGCCCUACACCACCUCGAGACAGUAGUCCCAGAAGCCGCCGAGCGCGAGAGUAUACUGCGAGGUCGCGUGCGAAUCAUCAACGCCUGGCGGCCCUUGAAAGCAGUCCAGAAAGACCCGCUCGCAGUCUGCGAUUGGCAAACUCUAGACUGGCGCCGGGACAGCAUCGCCAACCGCAUAAUCCUGCCCCACGGCUGGAAUGAACUGGGCAAGUAUGUGUUCGACAACACCCAGACCUGGUAUUACUUGAGCGGUCAGCAGCCCCACGAGCCGGUGGUUUUCUCGCAGUUCGAUAGCGCCAGAGUCGGCGAGGGUGGUCUGACCCUGCCGCAUAGUGCCUUUGUGGACCCUGAUUUUGUGGACUCUCCCGCGAGGGAGAGCAUUGAGAUCAAGAUGUUUGCGUUUGGCUAG